AUGGCUUCAACAACGAAAGCUGAAGGCCAUCGUCGAGAUACAAGUCACCGUGAGCACGGCUUGUUCACGCCAGGGCCUGAGCAAGCUCGUCUGGACGCCGACAAAGAACGUCAGUUGCAGGAGUCAGCCCAGUCGUCUUCCAUCGCCGAGGAUGGUUCACAAGACAGCGCUCUAUCCACUCAAUCGAAGCCCGAAGCAGAUGUGGAAUCAACCGCGUCUACGGAAGCAGAAGAUGACCAAGGCAAGCGAUCUGCGCCGACGCCAGCCCAGAUUGAAGCGAUGAACAGGGUGCUGGCCUGUCAGCCGCGCCAGUACAGAAAGAUUCUCGAUCUUGGCUCUCGCGAUCCGAACUCUCAAGCAGACAGGGAGAAGAUCGUCAACAGCUUCAGGAGGCAAGGCUGUCUGACCCAUCCCGAUUACAACCUGGCUCCACAGGCAGAGAAGGCGUUCAAGAGUAUGUACUAUUGCCACUGUGAAGUCCUCCGAUGA
This is a messenger RNA of Lithohypha guttulata, 489 nucleotides long. RefSeq names its product Chaperone protein dnaJ. The transcript has a single exon. NCBI's taxonomy places the organism in Eukaryota, Fungi, Ascomycota, Eurotiomycetes, Chaetothyriales, Trichomeriaceae. The coding region runs from base 1 to 489 and encodes 162 amino acids. The record is from RefSeq and is a predicted model, not a curated record.